CUAAAAAUUUGAAGAGUUGGUGCGGAUGCUAUUACUCUUUCUCUCUCUCUCUCUGUCUCUCUCUCUCUCUCUCUAUAUUCUCCGUCUAAUCCCCCAAAUUCAAUCAUUCCCUUAAUCCUCCCCCCCUCUCCCCAUCAGGCAAUUUCUGUGAGGGUAGGUCACGCCUCUGAUCUGAUUGGAGGUGUUAGGUUUGUUGUUUGUAUUUAUGGCAUCGAAACGCAUCCUGAAGGAGCUCAAGGAUUUGCAGAAGGACCCUCCCACAUCAUGCAGCGCCGGUCCUGUAGCCGAAGACAUGUUCCAUUGGCAAGCAACAAUUAUGGGACCUACUGAAAGCCCGUAUGCUGGAGGCGUAUUUCUGGUUUCUAUUCAUUUUCCUCCUGAUUAUCCUUUUAAGCCCCCUAAGGUGGCAUUUAGGACCAAAGUUUUCCACCCGAACAUUAAUAGCAAUGGAAGCAUUUGCCUUGAUAUUCUGAAGGAACAAUGGAGUCCAGCAUUAACCAUAUCUAAGGUCCUGCUGUCCAUCUGUUCCCUGUUGACAGACCCCAACCCCGACGAUCCACUUGUGCCAGAAAUAGCUCACAUGUACAAGACUGACAGGGCCAAAUACGAGGCCACCGCUCGCAGCUGGACGCAGAAGUAUGCCAUGGGAUGAUGGUAAGGACCCCCAUGGCUUUUCUUCUGAAAGAUUAUAUGCAACUGUGUUCUUGUCUGAUAUGAUGUGCUUUGGGUGAAAGAAUAAAAAGUGUUGGUAAGGAAACCUUGUUUACUCUUUAAACUUGAACUUGGCAAGGAAGUUGGGUUUGUUACUUUGUGAAUAUUAAUUCUAAGACAUUGGAAGAGGGGGGAAAGGAAACUGAAAUGUAAUGAUGCUUUGGUUUUUUAUGUAUUUAUUCAGUGAAUGAUCUCUGUU
Messenger RNA from Camellia sinensis, 910 nucleotides. Its product is annotated as ubiquitin-conjugating enzyme E2-17 kDa. The record is from RefSeq and is a predicted model, not a curated record. Lineage: Eukaryota; Viridiplantae; Streptophyta; Magnoliopsida; Ericales; Theaceae.